Messenger RNA from Papaver somniferum (opium poppy), 573 nucleotides. Its product is annotated as 7-deoxyloganetic acid glucosyltransferase-like. NCBI's taxonomy places the organism in Eukaryota, Viridiplantae, Streptophyta, Magnoliopsida, Ranunculales, Papaveraceae. The coding region runs from base 1 to 573 and encodes 190 amino acids. The transcript has a single exon. The record is from RefSeq and is a predicted model, not a curated record.
AUGGCAGAAACUAAAUCGUCGAUACAACCUCAUGUACUUAUCUUUCCCGCUCCAGCACAAGGCCACAUCAACUCUAUGCUCAAAUUAGCUGAGAUUCUCAGCCUAUCGGGGAUCAACGUGACCUUUGUCAACACCCAACAGAAUCACUCACGGCAACUUAGUUUUGGAAAUCUUCAUUCUCGUUUCGACCAAUUUCCAGGAUUCUGUUUCGAAACCGUUCCAGAUGGUCUUUCUGAAGGUCAACUGCACUCUGCUGGUUUCCAUAGUCCUGAAGACUUCGUUAAUGACUCGUUUAAUCGGAUACAGAACGUAAUCAAACCAGGUUUUCGAGAAUUACUUACUUCGGAUCGCUUCAAAUCUGACGCAAGGGGACCUAUUUCUUGUAUCAUAGCAGAUACUAUGUUUGGUUUUGCAAUUGAUGUUGCUGAAGAGCUGGGAAUUCCUUCCAUUUCUUUCCGUACAGUCAGUGCUUGUUGCACCUGGAUAUGUUUUUGCACCCCAACACUUGUAGAAACUGGUGACAUACCAUUCAAAGGUGUGCAUUUAAUAUUUCUUUUUUUCUUUCACCAUUAA